AUGCCUGGGGUGCAGGUCAAAGAAAACCCAGGGACUGAGGCCACUGUGCAUUACUGGGGAGGUGCUAGAGACGCAGGAUCUAAGGAUGGCUGGGUCUUCACCAGAGCUCCAGAAGGUAGGGAUUUUACGCUGCCGGACACCUCCCAGGUUUUGGCCCUCUUGCACACCCAUGCAGGCACAGACAACUGGAUGCAGCACCAAGAUUCUGGACUCAAAGGCAGGCAGGAGGAAGCAUCAAACUGUGAACUGACUGUGAGAAUAAUACGGGCUCAGAACAUCCAUGGGACAGACAUUGUGACCAAACCAGAUUGCUAUGUUUGUUUAUGGCUGCCAACAUCCUUGACGGAUAAGAAGCGAACCAAGACAAUCUGGAACAAUGGAGACCCUGUCUGGGACGAGACUUUUCACUUCAGAAUAAACAGUCAGGUUAAGAAUAUCCUGGAGCUGUCACUACAUGAUGAGGAUGUAGGGACUGCAGAUGACCACCUGUUUACAGUGAGCUAUGAUCUGGGAAAUGUCCCAGUUAAUGAAACAUUGUUGGAAAGCUUCAUGCUUAAUAAAGAGUUUCAGGAAGAACUUCAUGUAGAAUUUAAUCUGGUGAGCAUACCAGAAACAAGGAAGAAGGUCACAACCAAUGGAGUGUUGGUGUGCCCAGAGAUGGCGGCCCUGGAGGUGAUGGUGAAAAAGCAGAAGAAAGAGGUUUUUAAAAAGAAAACAGAACUGGCUCUGACUGUACAGGGCUCCUAUGAGAGAGAACAAAGGAUCUUACUCAACUCAACCAGCAGUUCUGAGGCGGGUUCGCAGGAAACGGUGGUGUUUCAUUAUCCCAUGGAUUAUGGAGCAGAAAUGACAGCCUGCAUGAAAAGAGUCUACUCCUCUUUUGAUGUCACCUUUGCCAAGCCAUUGGAUAUCCAGAUAAAAGUGAAAGAAUGUCCAGAAAAGCUGGAUGUGAGGCUGGGGUUUGAUCUGUGUGACAAAGAGAAGACAUUUCUUCACAAACGCCAGCAAGUAGUAGCUGAAGCGCUAAGAAAAGUCCUGCAGCUGGAUAAGGAUUUGGUGGGUGACGAGAUCCCAGUUGUGGCUGUAAUGGCAACAGGCGGAGGAGCCAGAGCAAUGUCCUCUUUGUACAGUCAUCUGUGUGGACUCCAGAAGAUGGGACUGCUGGAUUGUACCACGUACAUUGCAGGGGCCUCCGGUUCUACAUGGACCAUGAGUAAACUUUAUGAAGAUCCUAAAUGGUCACAAAAGGAGCUUUCAGAUUCAAUAAGCAAUGCAAAGAAGCAUGUGACAAAGAAGAAAAUCAGCACUUUCUCAAUGCAGAGGCUGAAAUACUAUCGUAAGGAACUCCGACAGGCUGCCAAGAAUGGCCAGAAAACCUCAUUCACUGACCUCUGGGGGCUUAUGAUUGAAUCAAUGUUUCACAAUGGGAGGAAUGAAAACAGGCUUUCUGAUCAACAAUCGGCCUUGGACAACGGCCAGAACCCCUUACCUAUUUACCUGGCUAUGAAUGUAAAGCAGGAUGCAAUCAGCACACUGGACUUUAAAGAGUGGUGUGAAUUUACACCAUAUGAAGUAGGGCUUCUGAAAUACGGCGCCUCCAUCCGCACAGAAGACUUUGGAAGUGAAUUCUAUAUGGGGCAGUUAAUGAAGAAGCACCCUGAACCUCGCAUAUGUUACCUACAAGGCUUGUGGGGGAAUGUCUUCUCCUUGAAUCUAGUGGACACGUGGUAUCUGACCACACAGCUGGACACUUUCUGGGACACCUGGGUGAAGGACCGAGUUAAGGACAUCGAUAAGGAGGACAUCAUACAGAGAAGGGAAUCGGCUCACUUGAAAACCCGUCUGUUCACACCGUCCGGCACGGUCAACCAGCUUCUGAAGGGGGUACUGACCAACAGGCCAAUAGAUGGAGAGCAGCAAAACUUCCUGCGAGGACUCCAUCUACAUAAAGAUUACCAUCAGCACUCACAGUUUACUACAUGGACAGAUUCUAGUUUAGACAUCUUCCCCAACAAGCUCACCCCACUGGCUGACAACCUGUGCCUUGUAGACGCUGGUUACUUUAUCAAUGCGAGCUUCCCUCCUUUACUGCGGACGGAAAGGAAGGUCGAUAUCAUUCUAUCAUUUGACUAUACACUGGACACCCCACUUCAGUCCGUAGAGCAGACAUGUACCUACUGUACAACGCAGGGUAUCUGUUUCCCCCGAGUAUCACUGAGCGACGAAGACAGAAAGAAACACAAGGAGUGCUACAUUUUUGAAGAUGAAGACAAUCCUAACGCUCCCAUAGUGCUUCACUUCCCUCUUGUGAAUGACACAUUCCGAAAAUACAAAGAACCCGGGGUCUUAAGGACUUCAGAAGAAAUGUCGGAUGGAGAUGUGGAUGUUACAGGAACUUGGUCACCGUAUUUUCUCACAAACUUUACAUACAGUGAACGAGACUUUGACCGGCUGAUGGAGCUGACACAAUAUAAUCUCCUAAACAAUGAGGAUCUAAUCAAAAAAGCUCUCCAGACUGCCGUGGAUAGAAGGAAAGCCAGGAACCUCUUAAGUGGAUUGCCCCAAAGCCAAACUCAGCAGAAAACAUAA
This is a messenger RNA of Nanorana parkeri, 2589 nucleotides long. RefSeq names its product cytosolic phospholipase A2 delta-like. Gene Ontology annotation, cellular component: cytosol. Bases 1 to 2589 code for a protein of 862 amino acids. The record is from RefSeq and is a predicted model, not a curated record. The transcript is spliced from 19 exons. Gene Ontology annotation, biological process: glycerophospholipid catabolic process. Gene Ontology annotation, molecular function: calcium-dependent phospholipid binding; calcium ion binding. NCBI's taxonomy places the organism in Eukaryota, Metazoa, Chordata, Amphibia, Anura, Dicroglossidae.